GGUGACAUUGUAUAAAGUAUAAUGACAUAAAACUUUCUCUCUCUCCUCUUUCUCUCUCUCUAAUAACCCAUCAAACUUUUACCAAAAAAAAAGAAAAGAAAAGAAAAGAAAAAAAAAACCCUGAAGAACACACAAUGGUAUUUCCCCCCAUCCCAUCUAAUUAUCUUGAUCCAACCACCCAUCAAUGGCAACAGCAAACAACAAACCAUCAAUCUGGGAGUGGUACAAUGAUUGGAGGCAGCAGUUUUCAGCUGGCACCGUCGCCGCCAUCGUCACAAGUUCGGCCUGGGUCGAUGGCAGAUCGAGCCCGGAUGGCGAACCUGCCGGUGCCAGAGACAGCGUUGAAGUGUCCAAGAUGUGAAUCAACAAACACAAAGUUUUGUUACUUCAACAACUAUAGCCUCUCUCAGCCCCGCCAUUUCUGCAAGACCUGCCGCCGCUACUGGACCAGAGGCGGUGCCCUUCGAAGCGUCCCGGUCGGUGGAGGCUACCGCCGGAAUAAUAAACGAACUAAAAGUUCCUCAAAAUCUCCUGUUAACUCUCAAUGCCAACCUACUACUACUGAGCUUUCAGGAGGAGAAACAAUGAGAUCAAAUUACAAUAAUGCCAUUUCCAUACCAAAUGAAGGAGCUGUGGAUUCAACUCAUCAUCAUCAUCCCAUUGGGAUAUCCAACUUUUUAGGGUUUGAUCAAAUUCAAUGGCGACCACAGCUUCAACUUCACCAAACAACACACCCAUCUCCGUUGCUCGCAAAUUCAGCUCGGUUGCUAGGAAAUGGUGGCAUCAACUCAUCCUUGAGCUAUAGCAUCGUCGGAGAGAUUCAAAAGAAGAUGGAAGCGACAACGACAACGACGAAAAUGGAGGAAGAUGGGCAACAAGUAGAGGUGAAUGUGGGAAAGCCAUUUUGGGGAGUCCUUGGAGGAAAUGAUAAUCGCCAUUAUUGGAAUGGUUUUAAUCCUUCAUCUUCCUCUUCUCAUUCACAAGUAUGAAAGCUUCAUCAACAUCGAUCCUUUGAUAUAAUCUUUUUCUAGGGCAAAUUUAGGGUUCCAUGUUGAAGAACUAUUUUGAGUUAGUUUUUUUUUCUUUUUAAUGUGAAGAGGGGUGAUUCCAUUAAUGUUUUGUUAGAUUGUUACUUUCGUAAAGUCUAUGGUUUACGUGUAACACGUUUACUCACAAAAGAUCUCGAGUGUAGAUCUCUUGUGAGGAGAUGGAGAUGUUAUGGGUUCAUUUGACAAUGUUUCAUUUCUACUUUUCUUUUUCUUUUUA
Molecule: messenger RNA, 1266 nt
Organism: Cucumis sativus (cucumber)
Lineage: Eukaryota; Viridiplantae; Streptophyta; Magnoliopsida; Cucurbitales; Cucurbitaceae
Product: dof zinc finger protein DOF3.6
Exons: 3
Coding region: 135-989 (284 amino acids)
Biological process (GO): regulation of DNA-templated transcription
Molecular function (GO): DNA binding; DNA-binding transcription factor activity
Source: RefSeq, a predicted model, not a curated record